Eremothecium sinecaudum is the source of this 1464-nucleotide messenger RNA. RefSeq names its product Ait1p (gene AIT1). Bases 1 to 1464 code for a protein of 487 amino acids. The transcript has a single exon. The record is from RefSeq and is a predicted model, not a curated record. NCBI's taxonomy places the organism in Eukaryota, Fungi, Ascomycota, Saccharomycetes, Saccharomycetales, Saccharomycetaceae.
AUGUGUCGAACAAAUUAUGUUGCAUCUUUUUUCAUGCCCCUCAUACUGUCCUCGAGGCCAUAUAUAAGUAAUUGGACUAUAAUUAGCAUGUUAUUAAGUGUGCUACUUGUAUAUUCUGGUUCCUCUUUGUAUGCGUCGUGGUACAAUGAUCCAACUAUGUUCAGGCCAAACCCGCAAGACUAUUUCAGGACAUCGCUGCUAGGAUUUCUAUCACCCGUUUUGAUUUAUUUUGUUAAGACAUUUAUACUUAACCUCCAUUCUUCCGAGAAGUUUUCUGUUCUGAAUAUGGCAUUUGACUAUGUAGUGACAGAUUGGUUCAUGUUACUGAUAGUGAUUGCUUUAGCGUACCCACAAGUACAGGAAGGGGGGAUUGGAGCAACUCCAUUAUUACUUGGAAAAGAAGAUGGCCCGAUAUUAUGGCAUAUUAUUCCAAGGCAAGCGUAUUUAUUUGGGCUCUGCUGGGCAGCAAAUGAACUUUUACUGUCUAUGUUAGGGAAUUUAAAUGCAUAUGAGGAGGUUCCAAUGACUGAAUGCGGUACAAGUACUUCUCUAGACUGCAAGCAACUUCUCAACGGGUCUUGUGAAGAGUUAGACACUCUGAGAAACAGUAUUUCUUUGUCCAAAUGCAUGGAUGUCAGGAGAAACUCAUCUAAAAUAUCAGAUAAUAUCUAUAAUACCUCAGCCAAGAGGAAAAAGUCGGCCGGUUAUGGAAGUAUAUGUGAUACAGGGAGAAUUAUUGAUGAUGAUGCGGUUGUUAUUGCCUUUUCUACGGAUAGUAUGAACUUCUUGAAAGAUCUGGAGGGCCGUCAUCCCACGUGGCUCCAAUCACGCGAAAUUGGAAGUCGGGGAGGCAGAUACAACCAUGAUGAAUAUAACGGAGUGAUAUAUUUCAGCAGAAUCUCCACAACUAGGUGCUUUUGGAGAAAACUUCUUAUUGCCAACGUUGUUGUGUUAGCCUAUAUCUUAGAGACUGUCGGGCAAGCAUUGAUAAUGUCAAUCUACUUUACCUAUGUGCCUAACCACGAUGAGUUGUUUACUGGCCCAGUUUUAUAUUUUGGUAAAAAAUCAUCAGUUUUCUUUAUGCUAACCGUAGUGUUGCCAUUUUCAAUUUUGAAUUUCCUCUAUCACGCAUUAUUAUACUAUUGGAAUAAUGAACCAUUACCGAAUACUGACCCAGAACGCUCUUCAACAAGGCAAUCAAGAGAAAUUGGUGAGCUUUUCAGCGCAGAUCCCACAAGUUUAAAUCUUAUCUCCUCAGAUCCAGAUGCAUAUUUCACUGUGGAUUCGAAUUAUAUGCAAAAUUCGUUGGCAGACCACGACGAUUCGAAUAAGAUCUUGCACAAGUUCCGCUGCCUUGUUUUAAAAUGGAGGAGAUUGGCAGCUAAUAGCUGGUUUUCAGUCGUAGGCUCAAUAUUAUGGUCAACCACAGUUUUUACCCUUGGCGUGCUGGCAACCAGGAAGUAA